Caenorhabditis auriculariae is the source of this 6931-nucleotide messenger RNA. The record is from the annotation of a GenBank genome assembly. Lineage: Eukaryota; Metazoa; Nematoda; Chromadorea; Rhabditida; Rhabditidae.
AUGCAUUUCGUGGUUUUCGAAAACACCACUCUGAAAACCGACGACUUGGCCAUCGAAUUCUUCGACUCCACUGUCAGACGUAACGAAGACGGUCGUUAUGUGGUUCGACUACCUUAUUUGGAAGACCCCAAAAGCUUGCCUACUCACAAAGAGCUAGCUUACUUCCGCCUCCAGUCAACUACGAGAAAAUUGGUGAAAAAUCCAGACCUUCUACGACGCUACAAUGCAGUCAUUUGUGACCAACUGCAGAAAAACUUCAUCGAAAUCGUCGACGACGAGGAAAUAGCUGAUGGUGAAAUCAUUCACUACAUUCCUCAUCAUUGCGUCACCAACGACAACAAAUCAACAAAGCUGAGAAUCGUGUACGACGGAAGUGCUCAAAAAAGCUCCACUUCCAAAUCAAUCAACAACAUGCUCCACAUCGGACCUCAGCUGAUGCCACAACUCGCAGGAGUUCUUCUGCGAGCAAGGAAGAACAAAAUCCUCGUGGUGUCCGACAUCGAAAAGGCUUUUCUCCAGCUUGAGCUCGACAUACGCGACCGAGACGCCACUCGAUUCCUCUGGACACCGCAUCCCGGAGACAAACCUCGAUGCUAUCGAUUCUGUCGAGUGCCAUUUGGUCUUCGAAGCAGUCCUUUCCUCCUGAAUGCUACAAUCAAGCGCCAUCUUCAGGAUCUCGAAGAUCCACUCGCUCAAGAAAUUCUUCGGAAUUGCUACGUCGAUAACAUCUUCUAUGGAAGUGACACCUGCAACGAUGGAGAAAUCUUCUACCGGAAAUCUAAAAAGAUUUUUCACGAUGCUGCAAUGAAUCUGUGUCAAUUUACUUCUAAUGAUGACACCCUCAACACCUUCUUCAUGAAUGCUGAAGCAAAGCCAAAGGAAAGCUGCAAUCAGAAGCUCCUGGGAAUUCAGUGGAAUACUGAACGUGACGAAAUUGCUGUGGUUCUACCUCAAGUUCAGCAAGGAUUACUCACGAAACGACGAGUGCUUCAACAAACGGCGUCAGUCUACGACCCUCUGGGACUGAUCACUCCAGUCGUCUUGGCCAGCAAGCUGUUUUUCCAACGUCUUUGGAAAACUUCAAAAAGCUGGGACACUUCUUUGACAUCUGAAGAAGCAUCGACUUGGAGUUCCAUCGUCGAACAAUGGCGAGGCCAAGCCAUUCAACUUCCUCGACGUUACUUCACUCAAAACUCGCUGUCCGAUCGAUUUGAGCUUCACGUCUUUUCUGACGCCUCGAAGGACGCCUUUGGAGCAGUGGCUUACCUUCUGAUGGUCUCCGAAGAUCAUCGAGAAACAUCAUUUGUGAUGUCCAAGUCUCGACUCGCCCCUCUGAAAAAGGUCUUGAGCAUUCCUCAACUAGAACUUCUCGGAGUCCAGACGGCGGCUCAACUUGCCACGUUUCUCACUGAUGAAAUCGAUCUUUCAAUUUCAAGAACGGUCAUAUGGACAGACCAGAGCUGUUCUCGGGGCGGCCCCGGUCGACCGAGGGCGCCCCGAUUUGCGGCGUGUUCGAGGGCGGCCGCGGUCGGCCUUUGGUAAGGGUCAACUCGGUCGACCCGUAGAUACAAAUUUUUUUUUUGACUCCCGGUUUUUUGCGAGUUAUAAGAAAGCGAAAGAAGUGCAAGUUUCACUGAAAUGAAAGUGAAACAAAAAAACAUUUUUAUCGAGCACACAAAGAAGAAAAACCGAGGAAAUGAGAUAUUAAUCCAAAAAAAUUCAAUAGUUUUUCUAAGUGGCCAGAACAGUUUACAGAACUAGAGAAAAACGAAAUAAUUAAUAAAAAAAUAAUUUGAAAUUUUCACAUCAUCAGGAAUUUCAUUUUUCGCAAAAAAAUUCAUUCAAACCACUAUUUGAAAUAUUAUUUUUUUAUUUACAACGAGAAAAACGAAAAAAAGAUUCGAAAAAAAGUGAAGUCAAAAAAAGCCCGAUUUCUAUCAAAAAAACAAUAAAAUUAAACUUUUCAUGGAUCAUAAAUAACUUAAACAUUCAUUUCCAAUAUGAAAAAAACGAAAUAAAAACAAAAAAAACGGAAAAAAAAAUCCUCGCGCUCGCUUCGGGGGCCUGAAUAAAAACCGCUUCGCGGGCCGGGGCGCUCAGGGGCGCGUCGCGGUCGGGUCGGGGCGGCCUCGGCCAGGGUCGCCCCGACUUGAGAACAGCUCUGGGACAGACUCCAAAUGCAGCUUGGACAUUCUCCAGUCACCAAAACCUUCGACAGUUUUCUUUCGAAAUCGUGUUUCGAAAAUCAAAGAACUUUGCGCCAACGUCGAUUUCCGGCAUAUCAAAGGCACUGACAAUCCAGCCGACCUUCUCACUCGCGGUUGCACUCCAGAAGAACUUCGCACUACUCGAUUGUGGUGGAACGGCCCAGAGUUUCUCCUUCUCGCAGACACACCACCGCAAACUCUCCAACCGACUGAACAAGUCGUGCUGCAGACGAUUGCGAACUUCUCAGAAGAUCCCGUCUUGGAUCCAACUCGGUUCAGUUCCUUUCACCGUUUGCUGCGUGUCGUCAUGACAGUGCUCUACUUUGGUACUGGUCGCAAAUUAGCUUUACAUGAACAUCGUCCAAAAGCACUCCUUCAAUUGCUACGACUUGCUCAACUCCUGGACCCUCCAGCCAACGACACCAUCGCUUCACUACGACUCUUCAAAAAAGAGAAUGUCUGGACGUUUACUGGAAGAAUCCAGCAAAAGCCUCUGCCCUUCUUGCCGAACGGUCACAUCGCGAAGCUCCUUGUUCAAUGGCUCCAUGAGAAGUAUCAUCAUUCCAGUCCUGUCUACACUCUGUCAAAAUUACGUGAGAUCGCGUGGAUCCCACGCAGUCGGCAGGUCGUCAAAAAUGCUUUGAAGUCUUGCUACGGCUGCCGUCGAGCAACGUUGAAACCGUUCUAUCAACCAGACUUCCCUCCGUUUCCGGAAAGCAGAACUACCAGCCGACCUCCCUUCGAAAACGCCGGCGUUGAUUACGCUGGACCGUUGAAAAUCUCCAACAAUGGCACCACUUCAUCUUGUUGGAUCAUUCUCUUCACAUGUCUUUCAACUCGCUUUGUUCACUGUGAAGCCGUGCUCGAUCUGUCUGCAGUGACGCUUUUGUUGUCUCUUCGUCGCCUGAGCGCACUCUUCGGCACCCCAAAAACGCUUUUGAGCGACAACGGUCGACAAUUCGUUCUACUCAACGAUGCUCUACGAGAAGCGGAACGACAAAAUCUGCCAUCUACAUUGAGCUCAAGCUCUUUCCCCAAAUUUCGCUUCAUUCCCGCCUUUUCUCCAUGGGCUGGAGGAGCGUACGAACGUCUCAUUGGCUUGGUCAAAACCUCCUUGCUGCGUGCUGGAACCAACCGAUCACUACUCAGUUACGAAGAAUUCAGAACACUUCUUUCUGAAGCAAGUUCAAUCAUCAACGAUCGACCUCUAACCUACACGUCAUCUGAAGACGACUUUGCGCCUCUACGACCAUCGCACAUGGUUCUACCGACAUGUCAUCGUGACGGCUUGCUCACUCUAUCCGAAGAAGCCAACUUCGACGAGUUGCCGCAAAAUCGAGAUCGACUACUCGAAACAUGGAUGCGAACUUCCUCCCUUACUGAAAACUACCAACGCCGCUGGAUUGUCGAAUAUCCUCAGGCUCUGCAAGAACGCAGAGACUUUGAACACCGCCAAGGCUCAACCUCGCUGCAAGAACCAAAAAUCGGCGAUGUGGUUCUCAUUCAAACGCCUACAAUAAAAAUGGGAGCCUGGCCACUUGGAAAAAUCGUGGAACUUUCUGGGCGAUCUGCAAAAGUUCUUCAAGGAAAAACACGACGCAUCAUAGAACGACCGCUAAAAAAUUUGUUUCCUUUGGAAUGUUCAGUCGCAGAACAGGACAGCAAUGCUGCUCCGCAAACCAGUCCGUCUACAACACGACUGCAUCAAGCAGGACAAACCAGCUCGACACGACCGACAACAAGAUCGAUGACGAUGAGCACAACUCUACUGCUCCUCGCGUUUGUCACUUUGGCAUCCGCGACUGACGUCACCCAAGGACCAAAACUGAUGGAAAAGCCCUCCAUAUGGAGUUCGCUCAAGAACACCAUUGAAAAAUCUGGCAUGAUCGUCGUGGUGCUCCUGAUCUUGAUGAUCAUUCAAGCACUAGCAACCACUUUCAAAGGAGCGCUCGUUCUACUGAAAUUUUUUUGGAUCUUCACUCGAGUUCCAAUUCUUCUUCUCCUACUGACUACAGAAAACAUCUGGAACAGACUUCGACGACGACGACAACCGAUGGCAGCUAUCCUUCCUCGUUACCGCAGACCCAUGCUUGCCAUCGCACUACUCGUCACAAUGCCACUGGUCGUGAACUCGACCUGUGGCGACAUUGCGUCCAUUACGGCAAAAGAAGCUCGAUGCGUUUCGGAACCUGGACAAACUCGGUGCUCCGUAACAACGAACGCUCUACUGUCGUUGACUCCUUCUGGAACCACUGCAUGCAUCAACAUCUCAACAGCCGAGGUCGCGGUUGGUCAACUAACCGUCCACGCUCAUCACAUCAAAUCUUCCUGCGUGAAGGUAUCCAGCUACUUCACUCGCGACUACAAACUUCUGACCGACUACUCCCAUCGAUGUCACUGGGCAGGCUCGUGUAGGACAACCGACUCCUGCAGCAGCAUAACGAUUGAUGAAAAGCUUCCCGAGUUGAGCAAUGAGGCGAAAAACUCACCAGGCUUCACACGUUGCGCUGCUGGCUGUGGCUGUAUCACCUGCUCAGGAUGUUUCAGCUGUUCUAACAGUUGUCUCUUCUUCCGAAACUACGCUAAGGCAACAUCUCCGUAUGUUUACGAAAUUUUUCAUUGUCCCCAGUGGACUUCGACAGUUGAGGUCACCGUCGCAAUGAAUGAAAAAAAGGUCAACGUUCUCCUUCGAGCCGGCAUAAAAGAACAUUUGGCUUUAUUCAACAUCUCGCUUACUGCGACUUCGUUUUCGUUGCCGCCUUCUCCCAUUCAUGCUGGCACAUUCAUUCAUCGAAUCAAGUCGCCUCACGUCGCAUUUUCGAUGACGCCUUCGUCGCUCCCGGGAGGACCUCAAGAAGGAACGAUAGGCGACCUCCAAUGUCGUACUCUUGAAGAAGCCGAAAAGUUCCAAUGCUUCUUUUCGGAAAGAGCAUGCAAUUGCCUGCCACAAGGAAAGGCAAUAAAUUGCCGUUGUACGGCCGUCUUGCUGGAAAAGUACAUGAAAAAGAAGCUGCCGAAACGAAUGGCAAAUUUUCUAAUGGAAAACGACGCACAAGGAAAUGUCUGGACAAAGACAAAAGCCCAAUCAGCCGUCCAAGUCCACGUAGAAAUGGAAAAUUCUACCUUUAUAAGAGUGAUACAAAAGGACAAAUGCUCGGCCAAGGUCAACGCCAUCGACGGAUGUUUCAACUGUUUUGACGGUGCCAAAAUACAACUUUCCUGCUCCUCGACGACGCGUGAACUCAAAACCGCCUACUUGAAUUGUGGUGAUUCAACGACUACAAUAUUUUGUGGUAACUCUAACGAAAACAUCAUUUACUUAAACCACAAUAAUCAAGAGUUAAAUAUUACUUGCAGUCUAGAUUGUGGUUUGAAAAAGUAAUUAUUGUUGGAACCCUUUCUUAUGAAGGAUUCGAUACCGACAUAGUUUUGAAUGAAUUCUCCUCAACAUUCUCCAAGGUUUUUAAUGAAAUCCCGAACCUAUUACAAUUAUCACUUUCAUUUUUAUGGAACUCUAUUUUUUCAUUAGGGAAACUUUUUAUAGUAAUCCUUCUCAUCUUUGUUAUUGUUCUCUUAUCUUAUAAGUAUUUUUAUUUUAAAUGCUUUCAUAUUCGCCACGUAAAACUAAUGUGAUCCUUCUCUCGCUCCUGGGAGUGUCGCGAAAGCGAUCUUUUUCUUUUCCCAAAAUUGUCAAAUUGUUCCCAUAAAAUAUUUAUUGUGUGGGUGGUUUUAAUAUCUUUCUGGGAAACGUGGGAGUUUUCGUUCUACAAAAGGGAAAGGGAAAAACUGUCUUUAUCUUUUUUGUUGUCUCGACUUUGUAUUGAAUAAAUUUGGCUUCUUCCUAGUUUGUCAAUUGGUUCUUUGACACAAGAUUUUUUUUUUCCAAUGUUGUACUUGGCUGUAAAAAUCACUGAAAGAACUUUUUGGUGGUUCGGCCCGGCUCAAAAAGCUCAAAUUUUCUUCAUGUCGAAUUUUUCGCUGUUUUAACGAGAAAAUCGGGGUUUUUGCUUAUUUUUCCUCAUUGAGUUAUUAAAAACUGUGAUUCAGCAUGUAAAAAUAAUUUUUCUGUGAGAAUUUUUCUCGAAUCUCUGGCUUGAACUCGCGCUUUUUUUUGAAAUUGAAAAUGAAGGCCUAAAGGCCGGGCUUUAGGCUUUCAUUUUUUUUUCAUUGCCAAGCCUGCCUGCCUUGCCGUAAACGCCCAAAAGGCAGAAACGACUUUUUGAAAAUCAGCGUGGCACGACGGUCAUCAUAUUAUAUAUAGGUAGGAAUAAUGACUGGAACGAAAAUAAGUUCGGGUCGGCGAGAACUAAUCCUACAAACUUUUGUCGCUGUAAUUAUUCCUCCACUCUGUAUUGUUUAAUGUUAUCAGAUCGGCAACAUCUGUAUAUUUUGAGAGCCCCUCACUUUUUUAGCAGAUUUUUGCGGCAGCUUUUGAGACCAAGCUUGAAAUCAGCUUGGUCUCAAAAGAGAGCAUCUCACUUUUUGCAAAACUACACCUGGUCUCAUUCCGAAGUGACCGCACAUCAUUCGCUGAUAAGAAAUAUUCUCCAUAAAAAUUUCAAAUAAUCAAAAAGCUGUUCAAUACAUCUUUAGCUGAAAGACUUCUUCAUGACAAAGAGAAAAGUGAGAUGAUUUAUGCGGACUUCAAUCUAGAAAAGAGCGGAAUCACCGUGCGCAUUUUCCUGAUGUUAGAAAGAGAGCGCAAUUUCCUGUACAAAAUUUGA